Caenorhabditis elegans is the source of this 1331-nucleotide messenger RNA. RefSeq names its product Brix domain-containing protein F44G4.1 (gene F44G4.1). The transcript is spliced from 6 exons. NCBI's taxonomy places the organism in Eukaryota, Metazoa, Nematoda, Chromadorea, Rhabditida, Rhabditidae. The coding region runs from base 1 to 1155 and encodes 384 amino acids. The record is from RefSeq and is marked reviewed. Gene Ontology annotation, biological process: rRNA processing. Gene Ontology annotation, molecular function: rRNA binding; rRNA primary transcript binding.
AUGGCUCCAAAAAAGUCCAAGAAGUCAAAGAAAGAAGAGUCGAUGAUUGAUUUUGUCGAAGAAGAAGUUACUGGUGACGUCGAUGAAGAUGGUUUUGAACAAGCCGAAGACAUGCCAGAUGAGGUGGAUUCAGAUGAAGAUGAGCCACCGAAAAAGAAGAAGAAAGUUGUGAAGAAAGAAAUCAAACAAGAACUAGAAUUGACCGAUGAGAAGCUUCAAGAGUUACUGGAAAAGUAUGAAGCGUCUAAGGCUACAGCCACAAAAACAAAAGACGACUUCAAACAUCUGCCAAAAAGUCAACGUGGAAAAGCAUUGAAAAGAGCAUUGAGAAAGGACAAAAGAGCCAGACAGGGAGAAAGAGCUCAGAUUCGAGAUGAACUGGGAGAAAGUGCUCCACAAAAAGAAGUUCCAAAAACUAUUGAAAGUAUGCGGGAGUAUGAUGCGACGAUGGUAAAUGAAGAAGAUGACGAAGUUGAGCACGACGAGGCCAACGACGAGUUUGCACCAUAUUUCAACAGAGAAACAUCUCCAAAAGUAAUGAUCACAAUGACUCCAAAAGCUAAAAUCACAACCUUCAAAUUCUGUUUCGAACUUCAAAAAUGUAUUCCAAACUCUGAAAUAUUCACAAGAAAGAACGUAUUGCUCAAGACAAUCAUCGAACAGGCUAAAGAAAGAGAGUUCACUGAUUUGCUUGUUGUACACGAAGAUAGAAAGAAGCCAAAUGGAAUUAUUUUCUGUCAUUUGCCUGAAGGACCUACUGCGUAUUUCAAAAUCAAUAGUCUAACAUUCACACAGGAUUUGAAGAAAUUCGGUGAGUCGACAUCUCAUUUCCCGGAAGUGAUUCUCAACAAUUUCAACACACGUCUUGGACACAACAUCGCUCGAAUGCUUGCUUGUCUCUUUCCACACGAUCCAAAAUUCACUGGACGCAGAGUUGUAACAUUCCACAAUCAGAGAGAUUACAUCUUUUUCAGACAUCAUAGAUACGAAUUCAAAAAGGAAGGUUCAAAAGCAGCGCUUCUGGAGUUGGGUCCUCGAUUCACAUUAAGACUUAAGUGGCUACAGAAGGGUACUUUCGACGCAAAGUGGGGAGAAUUCGAAUGGGUCCUCAAGAGACACGAAAUGGAAACCAGUCGUCGUCGUUUCUUCCUCUGAUUACUAUUAUUCGUUUUUCAAAGGUUGCAAAAAAAUUCGAAGCCCCAAUUUUAUCCUUACUAAGGUUUUUGAAGUUUUGAACAAAUAUCUCAAUCUCUCCCAUGCAACCCUAUCAUCUUUGUUACUGCUUUUAUUUUGUUGUUUUGUUGAUGUUAUUGAAUAAUAUAAUUUGAUGC